Messenger RNA from Austrofundulus limnaeus, 1703 nucleotides. RefSeq names its product cytochrome P450 2J6. Gene Ontology annotation, biological process: xenobiotic metabolic process. Gene Ontology annotation, molecular function: heme binding; iron ion binding; oxidoreductase activity, acting on paired donors, with incorporation or reduction of molecular oxygen, reduced flavin or flavoprotein as one donor, and incorporation of one atom of oxygen. The record is from RefSeq and is a predicted model, not a curated record. Bases 24 to 1580 code for a protein of 518 amino acids. Gene Ontology annotation, cellular component: cytoplasm; intracellular membrane-bounded organelle. The transcript is spliced from 9 exons. NCBI's taxonomy places the organism in Eukaryota, Metazoa, Chordata, Actinopteri, Cyprinodontiformes, Rivulidae.
AGUCUCUUUAACUCUCUGUCACAAUGUGGCUCUGCGACUUGAACCUGUGGUUUAACCUGAGGGGAAUCCUGCUUUUUAUCUUGGUCGUUCUCCUCGUGUGUUUGUUCAACGAAAAGGAUCCUCCAAGCUAUCCUCCCGGACCACCAGCUCUUCCAAUUUUGGGGAACAUCUUCAGCAUUGAAUCCAAACAACCUCAUAUUUACCUUACCAAGCUUGCUGAUGAUUAUGGGAACGUGUUCUGCAUCCGUCUGGGAAGGCAUAAAACAGUAUUCGUGUCAGGAUGGAGGAUGGUGAAGGAGGCUUUAGUGACACAGGCUGAAAACUUUGUGGACCGACCGUACAGCCCCAUGGUGACCCGGAUUUAUUCAGGAAACUCAGCGGGACUCUUCUUCAGUAAUGGGAAGGUGUGGAGGAGACAGCGCCGCUUCGCCAUGGCCACGUUACGCACCUUUGGCGUGGCCAAAAGCUCCACGGAGGAGAGCGUCUGCGAGGAGAGUCGACAUCUGCAGGAGGCGAUGGAGACGAAGGAAGGCGAGGCCUUCGACCCUGUCCCACUUUUGAACAGUGCUGUGUCCAACAUCAUCUGUCAGAUUGUGUUUGGGAGACGGUUUGACUACAGUGACCAGCACUUCCAGAGCAUGCUGAAGAAUUUGACAGACAUGGCCUAUCUGGAAGGAUCCAUCUGGGCUCUUCUUUAUGAUGCCUUCCCCACACUGAUGAAACACCUGCCGGGGCCUCACAACGGCAUCUUCAGCAGCUCCGAAUGUCUGAAGGCAUCUAUCAGGAAAGAGAUAAAGAGACACAAGUUGGAUUUAGACCCAAGUAACCCUCGUGAUUACAUCGACAAGUUCCUCAUUGAGGAGAGACACAACAGAAAGACCGAGGUAGGCUUUGAGGGGGAGAACUUGGUUCUGUGCUGUCUGGAUCUGUUCCUGGCCGGCAGCGAGACCACGUCAAAGACUCUGCAGUGGGGCCUUAUCUUCCUCAUCAUGAAUCCUCACAUCCAAGAGAAAGUGCAGGCAGAGAUCAGCAGAGUGAUCGGGCCGAGCCGACGGCCCAGCAUGGCAGACAAACCCAACAUGCCGUACACUGACGCUGUCAUCCACGAGAUCCAGAGGAUGGGAAACAUCGUUCCUCUCAACGGGCUCAGGAUGGCGGCCAGAGACACCGCACUGGGUGGUUACAUCAUCCCAAAGGGGACCGCCGUGAUGCCCAACCUGACCUCUGUGCUGUUUGACAAGAAUGAGUGGGAAACUCCCAACACUUUCAACCCUGAGCACUUCCUGGAUGAAGAGGAAAAGUUCAAAAGGAGGGAAGCAUUUUUACCUUUCUCUGCAGGAAAGCGUGCGUGUCUUGGCGAGGGCCUGGCAAAGAUAGAGCUGUUCUUGUUUUUUGUUGGUUUGUGUCAGAGGUUCCACUUUUCCACUCUGGAUGGAGUUGAGCUCAGUGCAGAAGGAAUAACAGGAGCCACGCGCUCGCCGUACCCAUUUAAGAUUAUAGCAAAACCCCGUCCUGAUGUGCAGACUGCAGCCAAUAAAGCAGACAAAGCAGAGACAUUAAAGCGUACAAUACAUACAUAGAUGUCUCUGUGUAAAUAUAGAUCACAUUAGCAUGCUCUUUAUUCAGCUAAAACAUAAUCCUCUGUGUGAAAGUAAGGACUUGUUAUUUUUCAACGCUCAAAAUCAAGAAUAAAGCGAUAAGAC